AUGAAUAAUCUUGUGUAAAGAAAAUUCUAGUAGGCCACCCUCAAGUAUCUUUUGAACCCUUAACAAAGAUUGUUCUUUGUGCAUCACUAGAGAAUCAUGAUGCCAUCUACUCUUAAUGCUCAGCUCUAGACCUACCAAAUGAGAUUCUUUUCUAAUAACCAAGGUCAUAAUCAUGAUGACCAUGAUCAUGAACACGAUCAUGACAAUAGCCACAAGGACUUCCAACCAAAGAAGAAAGUAUAAUUGGAUGAGACCCAACUUAACUAGUAAUUCAAAGAGUGGAUCGAAGGAAAUGACGUCGUCCUAUUUAUGAAGGGAAACAAGAAGAUGCCCAGAUGCGGAUUCAGCAACUACAUAGUGUCAGUAAUGAAAUUCUACGGUAUCAAGGAAUACAAAGAUGUAGAUGUGCUUGCAGAUGAAAAUGUCAGAGAAGGCAUUAAGAAGUUCUCAAACUGGCCAACAAUCCCAUAAUUGUACGUUAAGGGUCAAUUCAUCGGAGGGUGCGAUAUUGUGAAAGAAAUGCACCAAGAUGGAAGCUUUGAAGAGCUCAUAGUCAGAGAAGGCAUUAUUAAGAAAUGA
Stylonychia lemnae is the source of this 579-nucleotide messenger RNA. The record is from the annotation of a GenBank genome assembly. Lineage: Eukaryota; Ciliophora; Spirotrichea; Sporadotrichida; Oxytrichidae.